AUGGAGUUUGUUUAUGAGCUUUUAGGGGAUAACGCUUGGCUGUACAUCAGUGCUACCUUCGCGGUGGUAUGGACCGCAGCGUGGCUUUACCGGGACAGCCUGGAGAUCGAAGACGUGUCCAACAAAUACGUCUUUGUAAGUGGCUGCGACUCGGGGUUCGGAAACCUGCUGUGCAAGAAGCUUGAACGAAAGGGCUUCCACGUGCUGGCUGGGUGCCUGACCCAAAAUGGAGCCGAGGAGCUGAAGAAGAUGACGGGGCCCUACUUGAAGACUGUGCUGCUGGACGUGACCAGUCAGGACAGCAUUCAGAAAGCCAUGGAGUGGACCAAGAAAGAGGUCGGCGACAGCGGACUUUGGGGUAUCGUGAACAACGCUGGCCGCUCUCUACCAAUGGGCCCCUCUGAAUGGAUGAAAGUAGAGGACUUCCACAGCACGCUUAAAGUCAACAUGAACGGCACAAUCUGCAUGACUGUCACCUUCCUGCCCUUGAUCAAAAAGGCCCGCGGACGCGUGGUCAACGUGGCGUCUGUGCUCGGCCGGGUGGCAGCUAACGGUGGCGGUUACUGCAUCUCCAAAUUUGCUGUAGAGUCUUUCUCGGACUGCCUCAGGAGAGAUAUCAACUACUUCGGGGUGAACGUUUGCAUCAUUGAGCCGGGCUUCUUCAAGACAGCAGUGACUAGCCUGGAACCUAUCGAGAGGGAACUGCACCGCUUGUGGGAUCAGCUCAGCCCUGAAGUUCAAGCUAGCUAUGGAGACAAGUAUCUGGACAAGUACAUUAGAAUCCAGCGCUUCAUCAUGAAUGCCAUCUGCGACUCAGACUUGACUAAGGUGACCAGCUGCAUGGAGCACGCACUUACAGCCGCGUACCCUCGCACCCGCUACAGCGCCGGGUGGGAUGCCAAGCUGCUGUGGAUCCCGCUGUCAUACAUGCCAUCCUGCGUGGUGGACAUCGGGCUCAGGCUGGUUCUGCCCCGUCCGUCCAAGAGUGUGUGA
Nerophis lumbriciformis (worm pipefish) is the source of this 993-nucleotide messenger RNA. The record is from RefSeq and is a predicted model, not a curated record. Lineage: Eukaryota; Metazoa; Chordata; Actinopteri; Syngnathiformes; Syngnathidae.